UCCACCCACGCUCUAUAAAUCUGCUCUCGCUCAUCGCUCACUUCGCCGUCUGACCGAAUGACGGAUGUGUUCAGAGUGGUGAGCUUCUCAUAUGUUACUAGAACGAAGUCGCGAUGAACUAUCCAGGGCGAGGAAAAGCCAGAUAGCACAUGUGGAAGCUUGGAGGCACGGCAAGCUGCGCGAGUUCUACGACGUCUUUACGGCCGUCUCUGAAGCGCGGGACCCGCUAGAAUCGCCGCACUCCAACCUCAACGCGCCGCUCCCCCAACCUGGCGACGACGAGUCACGUUUUCUCGACUCUGUCGAUAUCAACAAAGGUCGAAUCUUCAAUGAAAACUUAUACAACUACCCGUUGUUGUCUGUCCUACAAUCCGCAGAAGCUCGCAAACUUCCCCGUGCGACCGACUCUGAUUCAUUGCCUCAUGAGAUAGAUUCCAACAGUAAAGCCGUCGCCGUCGAUCCAGUUGCGCCAUUUACCAAGUCUGGAUCCUCUCUUCCAGCUGCAUCUCUUACACGACCCGUAUCCCCGACUACCAACCCAAAUGCAGCUUCCAAAGGUCCUUCGAGCAAGGAAAUCUUACCUGUCAGUGAACCAACUCAGGACUCUUCUGUGCGCCCAGAUGCGACUGUUGAGGCCUCUCGUGAUCAUGUUGAGCAAGCCAGCACCCAGAGAGCAGACCCUCCAACGCUUCAGCAGGAGCCUGCAAGCGAAUCAGAAAUCGUGCGUCCUAUCGCAGCUGCUCAAGACGAUAGAGUGCGAGACAGUCUUCAAAUACCAACCCAACCUUGCGAGAAGGAUCGCAAGGACGAUGACCGUCAUGUCUUGCUAGCAACGAAUCAUGCCGACCUGGCAUCUUCUCCGUCCUCGACGGUAGGUCCUUAUUCCACCCAUACGCCUCGUCCUGCCCAGCAAUCGCCGGAUACCAGUCCCGAGCAAGAGUCUUUCAGCGCAGACAGCCAUGCAAUACUUCACCAAACGUCGAAUCACGCCCCACAGAAGGAUCUACCACCAGAAGAGCCUUUGUCCUUGCUCCCAUCAAAAGAACACCAGCAAGUUCUUCACUCAUCUGCACCAUUGACACCCUCGGACCAGCAACACCCUCAUGGCGAGCAAUUUGGAGGUACAGAAGCCGUGGACGAUCAGCCACAGUCAGGGAAGCCUGGCCAGUGUUUACCAUCGGCGCACCGGAGCACGGAUAUAGGCUUCGAAAUCAGGAAACAACCCACUCCGCCGCCAGAUCUCGAUAUGCCAGACGCGACUAACUCCGUUGUUACGAAGGACCUCGAUCGACUGAAUGGAAUAAUACCAGUACCAGUCGUAUCACAAGCGCAACCCCAAGAACCUGCGAAUGGCCAGGUUGCCCUCACUCCGGACUCUGGUGCUCUAGCUCCGCUGAAUCCUACAAAUUCACGGAAACGGAAAUGUGAUCCAGAACAUCAACCAUCGAAGCCGCAGAAGAGGCGACAGUCUAUGGUCAUCUUCCCUCGUAAAGAUGCGGAUCAUUACGAGAACAUGACGCAAAUGUACAGUGACGACUAUGCCUCUUUGAAAGGGGCCUCGCUGGACGACGGAAAAGACUAUCUGCAUGGCCUGUUCACACAUCAAGCUCACAUGGCACCAAGAUCCACACCGCUUGAACAACUUGUGUACAAAGCAAAUAAGUCGGUGACCACCUCCAACUUUUCUGCAGUCAACCGCGAUACCCAGGACUACAAGAUUCUCAAGAGGGUAUACCAGCUUCAAAAUGCCAACAAAUGGUCGUUACGUCAGAUGGAGAAGCCACCUGAGCCAGCGCGCCCUAUCACGCAUGAUGACUUUCUCCUUGCUCAAAUGAUGUGGAUGCGCACUGACUUCAGGGAGGAGCGUAAAUGGAAGCAAGCCACAGCGAGAGCCUUAGCUACAUGGUGUGCUCACUUUGUCGCAAGUACCGAUGAGCAACGCGCUUCAUUGCAGGUCAAGCUGUCGUCCAGGGCGAGAGGUAAUAUGGCACGUGAGAUGGAUCAAGAUCCGAUGGCAGAUGCGCCAACUCCCGACCUGGUUGCCUCGAGAGGUCCUGAGUCUCUGGGCGAUGAUGACAGACCAAUGACGCCGGAUUCGUACGUCAAUCCAGCGAUGCUAUUCGACCUGGGAUUCGACAAUGUCGUGCUACACAUGAAGGAAACUCCCGCAAAUGAACGCCUCCUCCGCGAAAUACCCGAAUACGAUCAUAUGGCAAUACUCCAUCAGGUAGAGUAUGGUCCAGUAGAACCUACGAUCCUAGCCGUCUCCAAGUACGUCACAGGAAAGAUCAUCAGCAGAUCCCAUGGCCCUCCACGUAAACGAAGUCGCUAUGAGUACGAGCAAGAGGACAACAUUAGUGACUAUCCGAGUAAACGACCCACACCGGAGCACUCAAGACCCUCGACACCGGGACGACGACUGCACCGGGACGACCUGGCGCCAGAGAAGACGGAUGUGGCGCUGUUCAACUACGAGAACAAACAUGUGCGAGACCGCGUACACUCAAAUUCCGUCUUCCGACCACCAUCAGAAUUUCCUAUGCCCACGGUGCCUUUCCUGGCGUCGCGCACACCUUCGCAGUGGCACUGGGAUGAAGAUCAGAAGCUGCGUUCUCUGGUGAAGGAGUAUCAAUUCAAUUGGUCUUUGGUGAGCUCCGAGUUAUCAAUCCCAUCACUCUUCACAUCUGGCACGGAACGGCGAACCCCGUGGGAAUGUUUCGAGCGUUGGCAACAGUUAGACGGCCUACCGACUGAGAUGUCUAGAACGCAGUACUUCCGUACUUGGGCAUCACGACAAGAAGAAGCUCAGCGCAUCAACAGCAAUACUCUCCAGCUGCAACAGGCGCAACUACAACAACAAGGCCAACCUGCACCUACUUUGACGCCACGACGGCGCAUCCAACCUUUCAGAGUUGAGCGAAGAAAGGAGAACAGGCACAUUUCAAUGGUCGAUGCGAUGAGGAAGCUUGCACGAAAACGCGAAUCUAUAGCACACAAAGCAGCCGAGGCUGCCAAAGCCGCUGCGAUGAGAAAGGCACACGAGCCUCAGCCACCCAAGACAACUGUCCACACCCCGGCGGAAUUCAGUCGGUUGAAGCAUGAACGCGAAAUACAGGCAGAGAAGCGAGAGCAAAUGAGGCUAGCCCAGCAGCAAGCGAUGAUGAUGCAACGUCAACAGGCUAACCUCAACGCCGCUCGCGCAGCUCAAGGCAACGCAAACGCUCAAAUGCGGGUGGCCGCCACCCUGGCCAAUGCAAAUGGGGCGUCCAACACUAACGCUGGCCCCACUUCGCAAAUCGCUAACGCCGCUUCAAUGCAAAAUCGUCCCCAGGGAGGUCAACAAGCUGUCAUGCAGGGUAAUAUGGCCAAUGGAUCGAACACGGCCGGUAUGAAUAUGAGCUUGAACGGCAUGCCCCAGGCUCAAAUGCAAAUGCCGUCGCACCAAAGAAUGCCCAAUCAGGAGCACCUUCGUCAACACAUGCCACAUCGUCAAUUCAGCACCACUCAGCAGCAACAGUACCAGAUGCAACAGCAACAGGCACAGGCGCAGGCGCAGCAACAGCAGCUUAACAAUCCCAACAAUCUUGCGAGUGCGCAUCGCGCCGGAACGAACAUGGCUCUUCAGAACACACCAAACAUGGUGGCCAACAUCGCUACCAUGACAUCUAAACAGGGUAACGUCAAUGGGGCCGCAAGCGCCAAUGGCAAUGCUUCUAUGGCCGGUAUUGCGAGAAUGUCCGGGUCUCCACAGAUGGCUCCACAGGUCAACGGAGGCCGUCCUCUGUCAAGUGGAAAUGUACCAGUGAUUCAGCAGGUGACGAAUCGCCUUCGCCAGGCUCAUCCGGACUGGACAGCGGAGCAAAUACAUUCGAAGGCAAACGAGGAGCUUACAUCUCGCCUUCGACAACAGCAACAAUUCCAACGACAACAGGCCGUGCAUGCUGCCGCGGGCAACAAUGCGUAUCAAAGCCCUGGAACGAUGAGCAACGGAACGAUGAUGGGAAGCGCCUCACCGUCGAAUGCCCAGCAGUUUAAUCAACAGGCCUACAUCCAGAACAUGAUUCGGAACAACGCGAACGGCCAGUCACAGACUCAAGGGAGCAGCCCGAGCAUGGGUGCUGUCAAUCCUGUGAGCCGUAGCGCGACACCGCAGAACCCUCAACAGCAGCAACAACAACAACAACAGCAGCAGCAGCAGCAACAGCAGCAGCAGCAGCAAAUACAGCAGAGCCCUGGAAUGCAGCACGCUCAGAUGGCUCGCCAGUAGAGGCGCAUUUUGUACAUAUAUCGACACGGUUGGUUUCAUUUGCGGUCACACACACAAAC
Pseudovirgaria hyperparasitica is the source of this 4326-nucleotide messenger RNA. RefSeq lists its product as uncharacterized. Bases 92 to 4267 code for a protein of 1391 amino acids. Lineage: Eukaryota; Fungi; Ascomycota; Dothideomycetes; Acrospermales; Acrospermaceae. The transcript is spliced from 4 exons. The record is from RefSeq and is a predicted model, not a curated record.